Rosa rugosa (rugosa rose) is the source of this 1639-nucleotide messenger RNA. RefSeq names its product transcription factor PCL1-like. The transcript has 2 exons. Lineage: Eukaryota; Viridiplantae; Streptophyta; Magnoliopsida; Rosales; Rosaceae. The record is from RefSeq and is a predicted model, not a curated record. Gene Ontology annotation, biological process: regulation of DNA-templated transcription. The coding region runs from base 194 to 1153 and encodes 319 amino acids. Gene Ontology annotation, molecular function: DNA binding; DNA-binding transcription factor activity. Gene Ontology annotation, cellular component: nucleus.
AUGAAAAUCGAUUUGCUUCUUCUUGUUCUUGUUCUUGUUCUCAGUCUUCGUUUCUCCCCUGAAUUUUCUCUCCAAUCGGAUCUCGAUCCCGACACGAUCCGAAUCCGUGACCCGAAGAAUUCGACCUCGCUGAUGGUAGUAAUAAUCUGAGAAAAAAAGAAAAAGAAAAAAGAAGAUAAGAGUUUGAGCUUGGAUGGGAGAGGAGGUGAGGAUGAGCGAGUACGAAGGAGGCGGCAGCGGCGGCGACGGCGACGGCGACGAGGAGAGGGUUUCGGAGUGGGAGGCCGGGCUUCCGACCGCCGAUGAUCUGACGCCGCUGUCUCAGCCGUUGAUUCCGAUGGACCUGGCGUCGGCGUUCAGUAUCUCCCCGGAGCCGUGCCGCACGGUGGUGGACGUCAACCGCGCGUCGCAGAAGACGGUGUCGACGCUGCGUGGGGGAGCGCACUCGCAGGCGUAUUCGUCGAACUACAAGUCGUUCGAGGAGAACAACAACCGCAGCGACGAGCCGAUGGUGGUGGAGCUGGAAGAGACGGAGCCGUACGGCGGCGGGGAAGGAUCCGAUUCGAGGAAAUCGAGGAGGGUUGAUAGCCCCGAGGAGGCGGAUUCGGCGCUCCGGAUCGAGAAUUCCUCGGGCGGCGGCGGAGGGGGCGGAGACGACCCGUCGGGUCGGGCGGUCAAGCGGCCGAGGCUGGUGUGGACCCCGCAGCUGCACAAGCGGUUCGUGGACGUGGUGGCCCACCUGGGGAUCAAGAACGCGGUUCCCAAGACGAUUAUGCAGCUGAUGAACGUGGAAGGAUUGACGCGUGAGAAUGUGGCCAGCCACUUGCAGAAGUACCGACUCUACUUGAAGAGGAUGCAGGGCUUGUCCAACGAGGGCCCCUCCUCGUCCGACCCGCUUUUCGCCUCGACUCCGGUGCCGCAGAGUCUGCACGAGUCGGGUGGGAGCGGGUCGGGUCACAGACAGGGGCACAUGCCCAUCUCGAUUCCCAUGCCUUAUCCGCCGGGCGCCAUGAUGGCUAUGCCUAGUAGUUACAUGGGGAUGUCCGGCGGGUAUCAUGGGUUCGAGUCGCAUCCUUCGUAUAACAUGAUGCAGCAGCAGAAGUAUGGUUCCAUGGUGCCAUACCCACCACAUGUUGCUCCUAAUGAGAAAUGAAAAAUCUUGCACAUUAAACUCAGUUUCUAUUUUGAAACUAGUUACCUUUGAAUGGUCACUUGUUGGAGGAAACUUGAAGAGGCUGAGCUUAUAGUAGGUGGGGUUGAAGAUGUGUUAAGAACUUGAGAUCUAAAGAAUAAUUGUCUUUUAUGUUUUAUUAUUUCCAACUGUAUUAUAUGGGUAUUUCGGCCAUUAAGCCUCAAUUUUUAGGAAAAAUUUAAGAAUAGUUGGAAAUAAAGACUAGAGUUUAAAAAUUUAGUGAUGCUCUUAGGUCAUGCAGUUCCAGUCAAAAUAGUUGUUUUCUUUGAUGUCUUUGCAUCAUCAACCCAGUAUGUCGCACAGUUUUGCAGAACGAAAUGAAAUUUAUAGAGUUGGCUUGGAAUGUUGGAUGCUUUUCUUCUUCACUCCAUUAUGAAACGCGAUGGUCUCCAAGUUCUCUCUUUUUUUAGCCAGGAACACUAUUUGAAGAAAAUGGGCAUAUAUCAG